GGAAGAGCAGAGCGGCAGUUAGCUUGCUGCUAGUAAGUGCAUUUCUGUCAUAGCAGCAGCUCUAAAGAGUGAGAGAACCUGAGGACGAGGAAGAUAAACUUUCUUAAAUUAAGCCAUUUCUGUCUGUCGGAGGAUAUAGAUUCAAUGUGAAGAUUUGGAAGAGGAUAUGGACUUGUUUACAUGAUGUCGUACAGGCUUGUUUCUAGGUAGGGAUCGAACUAACGACACCGAUAGCUAUUAUUUGGCUAGCUAGUUAGCUUUUAGCUACAUUAGCUAGCUAGCUAAAAGGGAGAGUGGUGAAGAACGGAGCCCGCCUCAGACUAAAGUGUCGGUAGCAGCUGGUGAGCGGUAACUGCAACAGGGAGCUGCUUGCAACUCCGGGGCCGGGACAAUAACGCACGCAGGAGGCCAGGUUCGGAAGAACCGGAGGAGAGGAGUCGGUGGGAUCGGGAGACUUGUCACACAGAGACUAGCUAACGUUACCCUGUCCGAUUUCGGACGAAGUGGGCUCGUUCGUUUUUACAGACACAAUCUGCAACAGGAGAAGGGAGCAAGGAAUAUGUCGCAUACUUGUUAUAAUCUGUGAAUUCUUUAGGUAGCUAGCUAAUAGCUAUAACUUAUUGAGCUCAGACGAAACACUUAUCUGGAAAUACAGUCACCUGAGUGACAAGCGUAGAUAUUCAACAUGUCAAAAAUGCCAGCAAAGAAGAAGAGUUGUUUUCAGAUCACGAGUGUGACACAGGCUCAGGUGGCGGCCAGUAGCAUCACUGAUGACACCGAGAGUCUGGACGACCCGGACGAAUCCAGGACCGAGGAUGUGUCAUCCGAAAUAUUCGACGUGUCCCGGGCCGAUCCGGGAGUAUGUGACAGAAGUUCAUCGGAGGAGACUUUAAACAAUGUAGGGGAAGCGGAGGCAGCUGUCAUGGUCUUACAUUUACUUCAAGAGGGGCAGCCAGUGGCUGCAACAGGUCCUUUUAAUGGGGGCCAUGUUUUUAGAAGUACAGGCGUGAGUCAUGUCAACCCACCCUUUUUAGGGGGGAGUGUUCCUGUACCAGCCGUGAGUCAGCCAUCCAUUCCAACCUCGGCCACCCAGCAGCCGACAACAGUCAACACUGGCCCUGCUGCAAGUGUUUCCCCAAGUGUGUCUCAGAUGCCCCCCGCGGCGGCACCUAGCUCUUCAACGACGACAAGCUGUAGUUCACGUUUCAGGGUCAUUAAACUUGACCACGGUACAGGAGAGCCCUUCAGACGGGGCAGAUGGACAUGUACAGAGUUCUAUGAGAGAGAUUCUGAGGGCUGUAGCAUGAGCAGGACUGUGGAUAGCAUAAAACAUGCUGUCACCACUGACCACAAUGCAGACAGUGGGCUAGGGGCCACAGGAGGCACUGUGGUCGCUCCUAGUACCCUCUCCACACAGGCUCAGGAGUCAGCGGGUGAUAGUGGCUACUACACUUUCCACCAUGGCCAUCCUCCGGAGCUUCAGCAGCAAGGCUAUGGCUUAGAGCCCCAGACAGGGAGCGGGGCGAGUGCCUUACAGCCCACAGGGUACUCAGCGACGGUAUCCCAGUCCCAGGUCAACGUGCAGCCCGCUGUCCCCCAAACACUUCACCCUACUGGCCUCAAUGGCGUGCCCCAAGAUGGCAUGCUGCAGAAAUCCCCCCUUAUGCCUCUUCCCACGCAGGCCCAGCAGUUUGCCUACUCCGCUCAUCCGUCUGGAAUGCUCCCCAGUCAGCUGGACUACCGACAGCAGCACUUACCCCCUCUACAGCCUCAGGGCUCCAGCCCUCAAACCCUCCCCGUGGCCUCCCUCUCUGUGGGGCAUCCUUCGAGCCAGGGCCCCUCGUCUGGCAAAACCCCUCAGGCCGGGGAGCUGGCUGGGUCUUUGCACGGCGGUCCUUUAGCCUUGGCCCAGGGGCUGUUGCUGCAGGUAGCCAGCGGGGCAGUUAUGGCUCCUCUCCUGCCCGGGGGUGCCCUACAGCAGCCGGUGAGUCAUCCUCAGCCGUCAGGAGGAGUGGGCAGCGCCUCCGUUGUACAGAAUGUGCCUGCCACAGUGCCCAGCGCCACCAACAACACCCCAGGCAUGCCAAGCCAGGCUCCUGACACAGGAGGACUCCCCCUGGCCCAGGUAGCUCACGGUGAGACCACAGCUGGAGCAGCCGGGCAGGGCCUUCCCACAGCCAGCCAGGGGGAUGACAGCCGCAGGAGGUCGGACACCCUACCUCAGCCCAAUGCCACCCCUGGAAAAGAUGUCAUGAGGCCUUUCAUCCCUGAGAGCUUGCAGCUGGCUACUCCCACCGUCAACAGCCUGUUCGGGAUAGCCAUUCCCAUGGAUGGAGAUGAGGAUGGGUAA
This is a messenger RNA of Coregonus sp. 'balchen', 2350 nucleotides long. NCBI's taxonomy places the organism in Eukaryota, Metazoa, Chordata, Actinopteri, Salmoniformes, Salmonidae. The record is from the annotation of a GenBank genome assembly.